Messenger RNA from Monodelphis domestica (gray short-tailed opossum), 1921 nucleotides. It is a transcript of the gene PMF1, whose product is annotated as polyamine modulated factor 1. Gene Ontology annotation, biological process: chromosome segregation. Gene Ontology annotation, cellular component: MIS12/MIND type complex. NCBI's taxonomy places the organism in Eukaryota, Metazoa, Chordata, Mammalia, Didelphimorphia, Didelphidae. The record is from RefSeq and is a predicted model, not a curated record.
CAAAUUUGGCCUCAGACACCAGCUGUGUGACCCUGGGCAAGUCACUUCACCCCCAUUGCCUAACCCUUACCGCUCUUCUGCCUCGGAGCCAAUACACAGUAUUGACUCCAAGACGGAAGGCAAGGGGUUAAAAAAAAAAAGAGUUUUAAAGUCUUUUUCUUUACCACUACCAGGCUUGGCUUACGGCUAGGCGCUGAUCACCAGGGUUGGAUUGGUGCCGCUAAUAGGCAUUACAUUGCCUCCAAUCAAUGGGACGAGGUCGUAGAAUCGACCAAUUGGGUUGCGAGGCGGGCGGGGCCGUUGCAUUUUGGCGGUUUGACUUUAACAUGGCGAACGCGAGUGGCAGUAACGGCGGCGGCAGCAGCAGCAGUGAGGUGAUGGGAGGCGAGGUGCCGUCCCUGGCGGAGGAGUCUGCCACUCACAUCCCGAAAGUAAAGCUUCUGGACACCGUGGUGGACACUUUUCUUCAGAAGCUAGUGUCCGCCGGAAGUUAUGAGCGAUUUACCAAGUGUUACAAGCGCUUCUACAAACUCCAGCCUGAAAUGACACGACUAAUCUAUGACCAGUUUAUAACUCAAUUGCAGACAUCCAUCCGGGAAGAAAUUUCCACAAUCAAGGAAGAAGGGAAUCUAGAAGCUGUUUUGAAUUCCCUUGAUAAGAUUGUGGAGGAGGCUAAGGACCGAAAGGAACCAGCAUGGCGCCCCAGUGGGAUUCCUGAAGAUGAUGUGCGCAGUGCACUGAUGCCCUACUUCUUACAGCAGAAGUCAUCCUUGAAGCGCCUGGUCCAGGAGCAGGAGAGGGAGAAUGUCAAACUGGCUGAAAUGGUCCUGGAAGGGCGGAAGCAGGUGCUAGAGCUACAGCAACAGAUUCAAGCCAGGAAGCAGGCUUGGCAGGCUCUUAGCAAAAAGCAGAGAGAGCUGGCAACAGUGCUGGAAGACCCAGAGUGAGAAGGCCAGCCAGCUGAACUUCUGAUCCUCGAAAGGCUCCUUGUCUCUGGCUUUGGAGGGAUCAUCUAGACAAAUUAAGCUUAGUGAGGACCCCUGCAGACAGAAUCCACAGGGGCCGAACUUUGGGGGGGGAAGCUGGUUAAGAAAAGGGCUCUAAAGUGCCCACUGACCCCAGAGCAGUGAAGGGAUCAGCAGAAGUCGAGGAUGGAAAGUCUCCUCCAUGUGUUUUGGGCUUCCUGGGCACCACUCAUCCUGCUCGUCCGCCCCAUUUGCCAUUUCCUUCUGUUUCCAUGCUACUUUGGAGUCAGAUGGGUGAGGAGUUUUCACUCAUCUUGUGUUGGAUUUUAAUAUCUCUUUCUUCACACACACACACAGUUGCUUCCCCUUCUCACGUGCCUCUCAGUCCAGACUGCCCCAGCCACAGAGUUUUUGAAUCCUCUAAUCAUAGAAUCUGUUUCCAAUCUCCACUGAUUGCUGCCUUGCUGGCCAGGCUGAUGCCCUGUCAUGUUCUCCCCACAUCUGUAAAUAAACUUCCUAUACUACACUGUCAUCUCUCCGCUCCCAAGAUGUUUGUCCCGGUUGGCCUCAGCUGCCCCAGACUGGGUCCCUAGGCCAACAUGGAGCAUUUGGAUGCUCGACCUUGAGUUGCUUUUGCAAGUAGGACAGCCUCCUGGCUCCAGUGGGUUUUCUCAGUCUAUAGAAUCUAAAGCCCCCCGGCUAGGAGAUGGGAUGCACCUUAACUCUCGCCCUGAUACUAGAACCUCUGGGGCUCUCUCAGCCUUGGUCUCCAUCCCAGAGACUAGAGACAGGCCAUUUUGUCGGCUUGUCCUACCUUGACCCUCACCCUCUUUUCCUAUUUCGUGUCUGGGCUGCUUCAGAAUAAAUCUACAUAACUUACAUAUCUCAUUGUAGGGGUGUAUACAAAUAAAAAUGUGUUGUGUAUACAGAUAAAAAUAAGUUGAUGGUCUCUAAAA